GGUAAUUGCUAGUGUAUCACGAAACUCUUCCCUGUUGGAUAUAGUCUUAUUGCAAGAGUUGUUCUAAAUCUGCACACGGGACGACCUACCCGCGGAGACUAAACUGAAAUUGGCGAACUCUUAAGGGAACACGUAUUUGUUUUACCGUUAUGGGAUACGUAUCUACAGCAGUGUUGUUCCUGGUUGCUUUUACGCAUACCCUGACGUAUUCAGCGAGUCAAGCACCAUGGCCAAUGCCACCAAACCGGGACAUCUGUGGGGACACAGAUACAUUUACGGCAACCAUCAGAAAGCAGACAAUGAAGUCAUUGUCCAGUUUAAUAGACCCUUCAGAACAAUUUUCCUGUCAAUGGGUCUUCAAAGCCACCAACCCUCGACUCCCGAUUCACCUGGAAAUUCGCCCAGCCUUCAUUCCAUACAGAUCGUAUAACUGUAGUUUGAUGACAUCCGUUAAAGACGGUAAGAACACAAUUAAUGAAGUAGAGGCACUCAGAAAACAAUUUACUUAAUGUACUUGGAAUUCUUUUUUUGCGUGUGUAUAUGCGUGCGUGCGCAUGUAUGUAUGUACGCAGGAGAUAUCGCUUCUUAAAAUCUUGAUUGGUCAAAUUUUAAUCACAAGACAAUAUUUUGUUACGUCACUGUGUUUGUUUCGGCGCUGAACCUAUCAUUACUGACGUCACGCCACUACCGUUCUGCUAGUUAACGAGUCUACCGCUGCCAAAUACAAUGACAUUCAACCCACAUUACUGACAUUGUUUACAACUAUCGCAAAUGAAAAGAAUUAUAAUGGAUGAUAAGAUAAUACUCCCCACGUGUCUUGUGAUAUAAGCCUAGGAUUUCAUGCUAUUAUAAACUCGUGCUGAUUCACUGAUAAAUUAUGAUAUCACAAGACACUCGGGGAGUAUCCUCUAUAAUAAUAAUAAAUUAAAAAAAAAAAAUAAUAAUAAAAAAAAA
Molecule: messenger RNA, 954 nt
Organism: Gigantopelta aegis
Lineage: Eukaryota; Metazoa; Mollusca; Gastropoda; Neomphalida; Peltospiridae
Exons: 3
Coding region: 150-509 (119 amino acids)
Source: RefSeq, a predicted model, not a curated record